UUGAAAAUCAAUAGAUCUAAAUAUUUUAUCUUUACAGGAAAUCGAAAACCAUGGCGAGGAAUUUUGCUAUUCGGUCCACCAGGAACGGGUAAAUCGCUUGUGAAAAAUUUAUUCGCUCUUGCCCGGGAGCAGAAGCCAUCUAUCAUAUUUAUUGAUGAGAUUGAUUCUCUUUGCUCAUCCCGAUCAGACAACGAAAGCGAGAGUGCGCGUCGCGUAAAGACUGAGUUCAUGGUACAGAUGCAAGGUGUUGGUAUGGAUAAUGAUGGUAUACUUGUACUCGGUGCCACAAACAUCCCUUGGAUUUUGGAUGCUGCUAUAAGGAGACGUUUUGAGAAGAGAAUUUAUAUCCCUCUUCCGGAGGCGAAUGCUCGCAAAGAUAUGUUUCGUCUAGAUGUGGGACGUAAUAACAACAAUCUGACAGAAAAUGACUACAAGAUUCUCGCUGAACGAACCGAAGGUUAUUCCGGGUAUGAUAUCAACAUUCUUGUCAAGGAUGCCUUAAUGCAACCGAUCCGUCGUGUGCAGUCUGCUACGCACUUUAAGUAAGU
This is a messenger RNA of Strongylus vulgaris, 548 nucleotides long. The record is from the annotation of a GenBank genome assembly. NCBI's taxonomy places the organism in Eukaryota, Metazoa, Nematoda, Chromadorea, Rhabditida, Strongylidae.